GGAGGGGCAGUAGACUAAAAGCGACUGCUCGUUUCUACGUUGAGCAAGACGGUCGGGCGUAAAGGCUUCAACACUGCAACCGGAGGACAGCGUGCUCAUGUUUUGUUUAGCUGCAUCGCACUGGACCAAUCACGUGCAACGUUACUUUAGGUCAACAGCUCCUAGCGCGUCACUGACUGAUUCAGAAAUCACGGUGUUGGUCUGCGUAAAGUGUAUCUCGUGAUUAUUGUUGAAGCAAACCUUUUCCUUGUGUUUAAUUUACAUAGCCGACAGUGCGGACUAUCCGUCCGCCAUUAGGAAUAGAACUAAAACAGGGAGGAACGACACAUUUUGGAUUCCAAUUGUUACCCUAUACAUGAAUCGGUGCUCUUUAUCCUCUCACACAUUUGGACCCAGAUCAUUAGCGGGUGGGUCUCCAUCUCUAGUUGUUUACGUCUCUGAUCAUGUCGGAGAGAAGUGGCGAGGAUAAUUUACAGGGCUCCUGGGUGGAGCUGCACUUCAACGGCAGCCCUGCAGGGGACGCCGCAACACAACCAUCCAACAGCCAGGAGGCAGAGAAGGAGGAUGCUCCAGAGUCUACCCAGGGAGAUGAGCUCAUCGCCGGGUCUGCUGAAACAGAUGAGAGGGUCCCUAGUUCGCCCCUGGAUGGGGAGCCAGCAUCUGGGUCUAUCCUGACACUGGACAGGGACAACGAUUCUGGGUCUAUCCAGGGAGGAGAGCAGGUUCCAGGGUUGGACCAGGCUGAUACCCAGGCUGGUACCCAGGCUGCUAGCCAGGGUCUGGACCUGGAGAAGAUGUUGCUGGAAGCCCAGCACGAGUCUGGCCGGAGCAGCUCCAGGGGCAGUGUGCCGUGUGACAGUCCACCAAGAUCCCAGACUCCUUUGCACCUGCGUCGUGGCUCUGAGGUGCCUAGUUCUGCUGAGAAAAAUAGCUCACAGUCUGAGGAAGACUACUUGGACCGAAGGCGUGAGGUGGAGAAUCUGAUGAAGAAGAACGCAGACUGGAUCUGGGAUUGGUCCAGCCGACCAGAGAAUCUCCCACCCAAAGAGUUCCUGUUGAAGCAUCCUAAACGUGCCACGCCCCUGAGCAUCAGGAACACGCGUGUGAUGAAGAAAGGAGGGAUCUUCUCAGCAGACUUUGUCAAGGUCUUCCUGCCCUCCCUGCUCCUGUCUCACGUCCUCGCCAUCGGCCUGGGGGUGUACAUUGGCAGGCGACUGUCCCCUCCCUCCAGCUCCUUCUGAAUCUGAUACUGAUGGGAGGAACCGUCGUGGUCACCUUCCUCACCACCGUCAUCAUCAUCACCGCUGCUGGGCUCCAAGUGAUGCUUCCUAGAUGCAUAGGUGCUUCCGUCCUGUGACCUGUUUCUGUCCUGCUGGGAUUGUUCCUACUGUCUGCUGCUGUCCAUCACUGUCUGACUGGUUUACCAUCUGGCUCACUGACUGACUAUUUUACCAUCUGACCUACAGACUGACAAUCUGGCUCACUGACUGACUGGUUUACUGACUGACUAGUUUACCAUCUGACCUGCUGAUUGACAAUCUGGCUUACUGACUGACUGGUUUACUGACUCAUUGUCUGGCAUGCUGGCUGACUGGUUUAUCGUUUGACUGGGGCUCAGGUCUCAGGUGUGUGAGAUGGAAGAGGAAAUGAGGGAAACAUGAGACAAGUGCAUGAUGGGAUGUGAGUUGGUUCUGCCAGUGAGGUGGGAUGGAGAACGGUGUCCGGGAGUUGAGGAGGGAGCUGGGCUGAAGCCAAGACCCGAAGAGCCUUAUCCGUUUCAGAGUGGAAAGCUCAAAACAGCUGCAGAACCACAAAUGUGUCGGAGGACGUCAUUAAUAUAUACACCGUAUGUGUACCGUUAUGUAUUCUGUAUCUGUAGAUAAUGUUGAAUGAGCCCUCGAGGAUGCACACAAGAGCGGGGGGGGAAAGAGAGGGGGGAGAGAGAGAGGUUAAGACUGAUGGUAGCUGCUGUCUACUCUCCUUGCAUGUCAACUGGUCUUCUAUAAACACAUCAGCGCAUCACAAGUGGUUGGAUUUGAAAAACGUGGUUUUGUACAAAUAAAAGGCAUUUUAAUGUGAUGAAUAAACUUUGUGAAAGUAUCCUCGCGUCAGGUCUUUGUCCAGGGCUACACACCCCCACACGGAAGCCCGAAUAGAGAAACGACACCUCCUCAUGUCGUUUUUGUUACUUUUAUUAAGUGGUUGACACCAGACGGUGCGGUUAUAUAGAUACAGUCAGUGAGUAAAUGUUAUUAUGCAUGAGAAAAAAGGAGAAAAAAAAAGAAAAAAAGAACCAACUGUCCACUGGUCAGACCGGUUGUAAGUGCUGAGAAGACCAGACAGGGGGCGCCAGAGGCCACCUCGCCAAGCCACGGGAGGAAUGUUAUCAGGCAUCAUCGUCGUCGUCAUCAUCAUCGCCAUCUGCUGCUGCUCUUCACAGGCCCAGGCUUCACAUUCUGGAGGAGAGCCCUCUCACCUGCCGCACCCAGGUUCCAUCAUUUUGGUCGUCAAAUCAUCGAGAAAAACAAAUAAACAAAACAAAACAAACAAACAAAAAAAG
Molecule: messenger RNA, 2560 nt
Organism: Hypomesus transpacificus
Lineage: Eukaryota; Metazoa; Chordata; Actinopteri; Osmeriformes; Osmeridae
Product: BCL2/adenovirus E1B 19 kDa protein-interacting protein 3-like
Exons: 6
Coding region: 444-1241 (265 amino acids)
Biological process (GO): positive regulation of apoptotic process; mitochondrial outer membrane permeabilization
Cellular component (GO): mitochondrial envelope; nucleus; mitochondrial outer membrane
Source: RefSeq, a predicted model, not a curated record